UGUAUGACACAAUGAGUAUCACAAACCAGAAAUCGUUCUUCGAAAAAGGAGAGAUCAAUGGAUGCAUAAAGGAGCCUCGUGGCUGCCAAGAAGCGACCGCAGCAUUGUUAUCCGAGUGGGAAAGAAGGUGGCAGCCCAUUAUUGGGCCGGAUUUGCACGAGAAGACUGCACGUUUCUUCGGGGACAUAGACAUACCCGUCUUGUGUGGCUAUGGAGGAGUUCAGAAUUUGCUGUGGAGAGCUUCAGGUGAAAUUGCGGCAAUGGAUGGCGCAGCGAGAGAUGUUCUCAAGAGCAUACCAGACCAUAUGAUCCCGGAUUUCUUCGGAUCACGUUUUCAUGAUGAAUCGGAAAGGACUGUACCUUUGGAAGAUAUUACAAAGUUCAUUCCACCCAAGUACAGACCCCUGGAGAUUCACAUACCCCGUAAAAUACCGCUCGACAAACCAAUCAUCAAGAAUGACGAGCAAAGUCGCGGAAUAUUGAAGAGCUUCAGUUCAAUCCUGAAGAAAUCUCGUUCUUGA
This is a messenger RNA of Periconia digitata, 521 nucleotides long. The record is from the annotation of a GenBank genome assembly. NCBI's taxonomy places the organism in Eukaryota, Fungi, Ascomycota, Dothideomycetes, Pleosporales, Periconiaceae.